This is a messenger RNA of Apis mellifera (honey bee), 1293 nucleotides long. Its product is annotated as dynein regulatory complex protein 9-like. Bases 350 to 1090 code for a protein of 246 amino acids. The record is from RefSeq and is a predicted model, not a curated record. The transcript has 5 exons. NCBI's taxonomy places the organism in Eukaryota, Metazoa, Arthropoda, Insecta, Hymenoptera, Apidae.
AAGUUUUUUAUGUUAGAGAAAGUAAGACAGAGACAAAUUGGCUAUGUGACAGAGAUAAAAAUAGUUCGCUUUAUCUUCAUCUCGCAAUUUAGUGCUGAAUUUUUUAUAAUCUACAACAAAUAUUCAAACCUCGUGGUUCGUGUCCAUGCUAAAUUCAAAAUAUUUCCCGUAAAAUUUUAAUUCGAUUUAAUUUAGUUAAUUUUACGUUUUAAAAGACGAUCUUUCAUUGAUAAAAUAUUAUUAAACGAAUAUCAGUUUAUGCUUCUUUUGCUCUUGAUACAAAAUUUUUUAAUAACAAUUGUUUUGACUCGAGUUAACGAAUGGUUUGCAAAAUUUAAAUAAUUCUAAAAUGGAGGAGGAGUAUCUUAAUUCCGAGUUGCGUGGAAUUCUGGAACAAUUCGUGAGAAUUCGUGAUGCAUACGUCGCGAUGGAAACUUACUGCGAAGUGCAAGAAGAAGCACUGUCGAUUGAGAAAGAACGUUAUGAGAAGAUGAAAGAGAAUCUAGAGAAACUUUCGAAAACUUAUUUGUUUCUCGAAAGGAGAUAUAAGACCACUGUUGAGAAAUUGCAGAAUGAAGGGAACGAUCUUCGUAAAAUAAUCGAGGAACUGAAAAAAGAUUGCGAUGAUCUGCGUCUCAUUAAUGCAGAACGUAUUGCAAACGACGAGCAAAUGCGCGGAUUGCAAGACGAAGUGGAGUGUUUAAAAGUGCAGUUAUUAAUGCAAGAAGAGAAACAUAACGAGGAUAUUGCAUUACUGAAGCAACAACACACGGAUGAAAUACAGAGAUACAAAAUGUUGCUGCAAAACGCGAAACUAACCUCUACUUCCAAUGAGCCUAAAAAAAGAGGACGGCCCAAAAAUUCGGGAAAAAAUAAAAAAGAUACCUAUUUUAGAUGGCCAGAAUUGAAUAUAGAGAAAAUUAAUGAUACAACACAUACGGGUUUCGAGAAGGAAAUCGUAAAUAAAAACAUUGGAACGAAGAAAAGGAAAUUGUUCCACGAAGACAAAGAUACCAUAGUGGAUAUUGUUCAAAGUAUACACAAUUUAUCAGUUCAAAAUAUACAAGAAAACGAGAUUAAUACAAAAUAAUUAUUGCGUACAUUACAAAUAAUAUAAAAAAUAUAUAUAUAUUAAUUUAGUCCAAAGUUAAAUUCAUUUUCGUAAAUAAUUUCAGUAAAAAUUAAACUAAGUAUAAUUUUUGGUUCGAGUCUAAGAUUCUUAAAUGAUAAACGUAUUAAUGUUACAUAAAUAAAUCAAGAUAUAUCUGAUAAAAAAAAAAAAUGCUUAUCUUU